Messenger RNA from Cornus florida, 614 nucleotides. Its product is annotated as thioredoxin H2. Lineage: Eukaryota; Viridiplantae; Streptophyta; Magnoliopsida; Cornales; Cornaceae. The transcript has 3 exons. The record is from RefSeq and is a predicted model, not a curated record. Bases 76 to 495 code for a protein of 139 amino acids.
CGUCUAGGUAUACCGUGUUUGUGGUUUCAUUUUUGUUAUCCUUUCUUUUCUUGUAGAGAGAGAAAAACAGAAGCCAUGGGUGCGAUUCUUUCUAGCUUCUUGGGUGGCGGCGCCUCCACCACCGACGGCUCCUCUUCCUCGUCGGACUCUCGUGUUAUUGCUUUUCACUCAUCCAACAGAUGGCAGCUCCACUUUAACGACUCCAAAGAAUCCCCAAAACUGAUAGUGGUGGACUUCGCGGCGUCGUGGUGUGGGCCGUGCAAGUUCAUGGAGCCGGCGAUCCAGGCCAUGGCUGCCAAGUUCACCGAAGUUGACUUUGUAAAGAUCGAUGUUGAUGAAUUGUCGGAUGUGGCGCAGGAGUUUGGAGUGCAGGCGAUGCCAACGUUCGUGUUGAUCAAACGGGGGAAGGAAAUAGAUAGAGUGGUUGGGGCGAAAAAGGAUGAGCUGGAGAAGAAGAUUGAGAAGCACAGAGAGCUGCCAAAGUUCGCUGCUUGACCGCGAAUAUAUAAUAUAUAUAGUGAUUGAUUGUACUUUACACCUAUUUCUGGCUGAUGAUGAGAACUUAUGGUUUCAUUUCAAAAUUCAAUCAAAAUUGUUGGAACUUUCUUGGUUUA